Molecule: messenger RNA, 2280 nt
Organism: Letharia lupina
Lineage: Eukaryota; Fungi; Ascomycota; Lecanoromycetes; Lecanorales; Parmeliaceae
Exons: 2
Coding region: 1-2280 (759 amino acids)
Cellular component (GO): nucleus
Molecular function (GO): histone H4K20 methyltransferase activity; protein binding
Source: RefSeq, a predicted model, not a curated record
AUGGGGCGGGCGCGAAAAGAUGCGACGCCACCAGAUACGCCGCCAAAAAAGGAGCGACUGACCCUCACCCAGCUGGCGGGCUACGAUGACAUAUUAACUGAUGCACUCGUUGAUCAUGUGUACUUCUGGACCACAAUACGAAAGAAUCGGGCAAAAUAUAAUUUGACCCGGGGAAUUAGUGAAUACGACGUCUGCUCUAUCCUGCUCCACGAUGUGAUCGUGGGCAAAGAUUCACACAAGGCUGAAGCUUCUUUGCUGCAGCUUGCCGGAUUCAAGAAGUACUUCGGCCUCCUAAAGACGGAGCGGGAGAAGGAGGAUUUCAGACGGCACAUGCGAAAAUACAUAAACAUAUGGCUCCCGGAUUGUCCCUUUGAAGUUUCGACUACGAAUCGGUAUACGAUCGUCACACAGGAAGCUUCAACCACAGCGAGACGUUCCAUCAAGCAAGGCGAUUCUAUCAAGUACCUUUGCGGAAACCUGGUGGCGAUGACCCCUGAAGAGGAGAAGGAUCUGGACUUGACGAGGCGAGACUUUAGCAUCGUCAUGUCAAGUAGGAAGAAGACACCAUCGCUUUUUCUUGGCCCAGCUCGAUUCUCUAACCACGACUGCAACGCUAAUGCUCGACUGGUGACCCGUGGAUCCGACGGUAUGCAAGUAUAUGCCGUGCGGAACAUCCGAGUUGGUGAGGAAAUUACUGUCAAUUACGGAGAAAACUACUUUGGCGAGGGUAACUGCGAGUGUCUCUGUGGAACGUGUGAGGCCGAGGGGCGGAAUGGCUGGCCUGGAUCAAACUCGAGUGCCAUUUCGAGUGGAUUAUCUACUCCCAUGACAAUGUCCGAGCCAGAGCUUGAGAUGGCAGAGACAUCUUAUCGCUCAUCACGAAAGAGGAUGUCUGAAUCCGAUUCUGAUCUAACUGCGGGAUCCAUGAGCUCUGGUGACGACGAAGGGACGCCAAUAAAGAAACGGAAAUCUGGGACUGGCAGAGCCAUAACUUCUUUUGGGAUCGAGGCGACAGGUGAUUUGGUACCUUCUCACGCCGUUAAAGAGGCGAAGCCUGGAUCACCCUUGCGCCAGGUACUGAACGUCACCGAUAUCGUAAUCCCUGCCGAAGAUGGAAACCAAGGCACUAGACAGGGAUUGUCACUCAAGAAGGCAGGACAGCAUGGCAAGACCACUCAAUCUCAAGAUGAUAUACUGGCUGCUGUCAGAGCAGCUUUCGCCGGCUUCAGCGCCACCACAAAGCCACAGUCACAUCCCUCGAAAGGCAAGCGCGCAGCUCAGAAAACUUACCCUAGUCCACGAUCAUAUAGCGACUCUAAAAUCCCGUACAAGUUUAAGAGCCCGUUUUCAUUCCUCACUGGAAUAACAUCGGCCAAUUCUUCAGGGCGCAAGCAGAAUUUUCUACGUGCUAGGACGAUACGCUCUCCUUUAAAUUCAAGGAAGCAAAGCGUGCAAAGUUCCAGUUUGUCUAGCUUACAGGACUCAAGUUCGAUCAGCGAGAAGGACUCUACUUUCGAUGAUCGCUUUCGACCAGAUUCAAGUUCAGCUACUACGCCGAGUGCAGGCCUCGAAGGUGGCAUCGAUUGGAACCUGCCUCCACAAUUAGCGUUUUCGCCUUCUAGCAGCGGUCUCACGUCUCUCUCAUCUCCCCUCUCCUCUCUUCCUUCAAUUGCGGAAAAUGAUGAUGACGAACCGAGUCCGCACAACCUCGAUUCUACCCCGCGCAAAAGGGGCCGCCCGCGGAAAAUUGGUCGCAUGGUCCCGCUGGCAUCCAAGCCGAAGCCGAUACCUCGCACGCCUAAGAAAGUUCGAGGCUUGCAGCCCACGAUCGAGCUCGAUAUUCCCAGUACUCGCACCCCAGGCGACUACAUUCGUACGCACCUUCUACUCGGCGAAUCUUUCUCCCGUUGGGUCGACUGCCGUACCUGCUCUGCUUGCUGGGUGCAAGCCAAUGGCUAUCAAACCCGCAAAGAGUGUCCACGAUGUGAACGCCAUAGCAAGCUUUAUGGGUAUCAGUGGCCGAAGACUGACAAGCUUGGGAAAGGCGAUGAUGAAGAAAGAGUGAUGGACCACAGGACUGUCCAUCGCUUUAUACCGCCAGACGAGGAAAAAGAGGAGAGGAGGAAGGGGAGGGGCGUGUUGAGGGCCGGAAAUAUGGGAAGUGAGAGGGACGACAGCACAGGCGAUGAUUACGAGUCUGAGAGAACGGAUUCGAGAGUCAGAAGUGGUGGCGGUUGUGGGAGGACGAGGGGGGUUGGUCCGGCGGUCUACACUCGAUGA